Staurois parvus is the source of this 2697-nucleotide messenger RNA. NCBI's taxonomy places the organism in Eukaryota, Metazoa, Chordata, Amphibia, Anura, Ranidae. The record is from the annotation of a GenBank genome assembly.
AGCCAAAGACCACCACCACCACAACAACAACAACAACAACCACCUCAUCAUUAACAUCUUCUUCAACAACAGCAAAGCCGAGUCUGGAAAGGGCCCAACAAAGCAGGAUGCAAAGAAAGCAGAUGCUGGGAAGCCGAAAGAUAGUGCAGUAAGUCAGAACUUCAUUUUUUUUUUCCAACCAACUCAAAACAGGUCAAUGUACAUGGAACAGCAGCAGCAUAAAAUAAAGUACUAAUAUAUACAGUAGAGCACUGUUGUAAAGCAGAUGUCUCAUCACCUGUUGCUGGCAAAGCAGCUCCUGCUACAGUGGGGGCCGCUGGAGUAGGUACUAGUACAGUAGCUUCAUCUAGCAAACCUAAAGAAGAGGUCUCAUCAUCUGUUGCUGGCAAAGCAGCUGUUGCUACAGUGGGGGCCGCUGCAGUAGGUGCUGCUACAGUAGCUUCAUCUAGCAAACCUAAAGAAGAGGUUAAAGAAUUAAAGAAAGUGAGUGUGGACAAAAUUGCUGCUGGUGCUGCUCCAAGCAAGAGUGAAAAGGAUGAUGCUUUAGAUUUGUUAAUUGAUACUUUGGGGGGACCAGAAAGUGUUCCAGAGUCUCCACAAUUCACUGGACCGGAGGUCACUGACAUCCCUGCCACAUCAGAAUAUCUAGAGGAAUUGGGAAAGAGAGAAUCCACAAUCCCACCAGAAUACAGACAUCUCCUGGAUGGUAAAGGGGAAAAGCCUACAGAACCUCCACCAAAGGCAGCUGAAGAGACUUUGGAUGAUGAGGAUCUUGUUGCAGCAAUGUCAUCUGAUUUUGUCAGCUGUUCAGCUCCACCUGAUGAGAAGAAGCCAAAACUAGAAGAGAAAAAAGAAGCACCGAAGGCAUCAACAGCUCCUACUGCACAUUCACAGCCCCAGUCUACUAACGCAUCAGAUGAAGCUUUAGAUGCACUUAUGGGCACACUUGAGGGUCCCCCAGCAAAUGUACCCGAAUCACCCCAGUUUACAGGCCCAGAAGUAACAGAACAUGUUACAUCAACAUACCUGGAGGAACUUGGUAAGAGAGAUUCGACAAUACCUCCAGAAUACAGACAUUUGCUUGAUGGGAAAGAUCAUGGUAAACCUAUACUACCUGCAGCAGAGAACCUUGAGCCAGCACUGACUGACAGUGAUGUAUUAGAUGAAUUGUCAAAGGAUUUUGAAUUUUCUCCUCCUUCACCUGCCCAGCCCUCUGCUCCUCCUGCUGCUGUUGCACCCAAAGACACUACAAAAGACAAACAAGUGAAAGCAGAUGUUGUCUUACCUUCAUUUGCAACCUCUGUACAGGCUGCCACAGCACCCUCUGCUGGUAUGGACACGGCUUUAGAUGAAUUAAUGGGUACUCUAGAAGGCCCUGAGUUUAAUGUACCGGAGUCUCCUGCCUACACAGGUCCAGAAGUAACGGAAACUGCUACAGCAACAUACCUUGAAGAACUUGGAAAAAGGGAAAGCUCUAUCCCUCCAGCAUACAGGCACUUGUUAGAUGGGAAAGAAGAUGGAAAGCCAGCACUGCCCCCACCUGAAGAAAAGCCUAUGACAGAGAGUGAACUGGCAGAUGAAUUAGACUUUACAUGUUCCCCGCCCCCAGCUGUACAGAAAACACCUCCUGCCAAAUCAAAAGAUGCUGAAUUGAAAAAUGUAGAGUGUGAAUCUGUGGUUAGUGCUGCCUCCUCCUCAUCUGUCCAGGCUACACCUACUAAAGCACCAACUUUUAAAGCUGACCCACUAGAUGCCUUGGCUGGAACAUUAGGAGUCAGGCAAGAAGCUCCAAAAGACAAAAAACCUGCUAAAGAUGCAGUGAAGGAGCAAACAGGCAAAGAGAAGAGAGAUAAACUUGGAGAAGAUGAAGAAACAAUACCUCCUGACUACAGACUAAAGGAAGUUAAGGAUAAAGAUGGGAAGCCUCUUGUGCCAAAACCUGAAGAAAAGGCUCAGGCGAUGAGUGAGGACGAUCUGCUGGAUGCUUUGACUGAAGGGUUUGUCACCUCUCCUGCUGCUUCUCCGUGUCCUCCAUUAAAAUCAUCUGAGAAACCAUCUCAGAAAUCUGGGUCUGAAGAGAUUGUAUCCUGUUCUAAAGUUUCAUCUGUGCAAUCCAGUGCUCCAAAGCCUUCAUCUGCAAAAUCUGGAGAUAAAAAGCCAUCUGACUCUGACAUAAAGAUACCUGAUGAUGCAUUAGAUCUGCUCUCUGGUUCUCUGGGAACAAGAAUAGAAGAUCCUAAUGAGAACAAGCCUGUAGUAGAUUUAGUAAAGGAAAAAGCCAAAAAAGAGCACAUUGACAGACUUGGAGACAGAGAUGACACAAUCCCUCCUGAAUAUAGACACCUCUUGGAUGGUAAAGAUCAGGGUAAACCUGCAAAACCAGAAGAGGUGAAGCCAAAGACUUCCCUGAGUGACGAUUCAGCCAUUGAUGCUCUGUCUAGUGGUUUCUCCUCUUGUGAUGCCGGCUCGGCUGACAAAGCAAAGAGUUUUUCAAAGGACAAGACAGAGACGAGCGCUUCUAGCACACCAGUUUCCCAGACAGCAGGAAAGGCCCCAGAAGCCAAAAAGGACAAGACUGGAACAUGCACCCCUAGCACACCAGUGUCACAGACCGCUGGGAAGACCUCAGAUGCCUCAAAGCCUACCAGUCAGAGCUCCUCUACAACACCUAGUGCCUCAAAGACAUGCAGAAGUUAG